Penicillium cinerascens is the source of this 804-nucleotide messenger RNA. RefSeq names its product glycoside hydrolase family 128 protein. Gene Ontology annotation, biological process: fungal-type cell wall polysaccharide metabolic process. The transcript has a single exon. NCBI's taxonomy places the organism in Eukaryota, Fungi, Ascomycota, Eurotiomycetes, Eurotiales, Aspergillaceae. Bases 1 to 804 code for a protein of 267 amino acids. The record is from RefSeq and is a predicted model, not a curated record. Gene Ontology annotation, cellular component: fungal-type cell wall.
AUGGUCUCAUUCACUGCUCUCUUCACUUCCGGCCUUCUGGCCACCACUGCCUUCGCGGCCCCCGUGCAGGUGCAGAAGCGCUCCACUAGCAAGCGUGGCGCUGCCUAUAACGACAUCACCACUGUGUCUCCUCUUGCCAGCACUGGCGCUGUGUCCUGGGCCUACAACUGGGAUAUGUGGCUGUACGGCGUCCUGCCCUCCGGUGUCAGCUACGUCCCCAUGCUUCGGAGCUCCUCGGACUUUGGCGGCUGGUUCACUGCCAUUCAAACUGCCCUGUCCAGCGGCAGCGAGUACAUUUUGGGCUUCAACGAGCCCGACAUGACCUCGCAGGCCAACAUGAGCCCUUCCGAGGCGGCCUCCUACUACAACCAGUACAUCACCCCGUACUCUGGCCAGGCCAAGCUGAUCUCUCCCGCCGUGACCUCUUCCACUACCCCCGGCAUGGGCCUGUCCUGGUUCACCGAGUUCAUGGGCUCCUGCAGCUCCUGCGGCAUCACCGGUCUCGCUGUUCACUGGUACGGUAACACCGCCGAGGAGUUCGAAUCCUUCGUCACCCAGGCCAUCAGCACCGCCCAGCAGUACGGCCUGUCCGAGGUCUGGGUCUCCGAGUUUGCCUUGAACUCUGACGUCUCCGGCACCGGCGACCCCGCCACCACCGCCGCCUUCCUCAACACUGUCCUUCCCUGGUUGGACUCUCAGGAUAUGGUCUCGCACUACUCCUACUUCAUGUGUGCUGAGAACUACCUCCUCAACGGCAACACCCUCAACGCCGCUGGUGAGGCUUACACUUCCACUUCCUCCUAA